AUGGGCUUCAAGAAGUUCAUCAAGGACCGCUCACUCAAGGUCUCUGACGAUCGAGUGACCAAGGCCGCCGAGCUCUCCCUACGAGAAUCCAUCUGGCCCAUCUCACUCGUAACUAUCCUCUUCUUCCUGUGGGGUUUCAGUUAUGGUCUCCUCGACACUCUCAACAAGCAUUUCCAGGUGACUCUGGAUAUCAACCGUGCUCGUUCGGCUGGACUGCAAGCGGCAUACUUUGGGGCUUACCCGCUGGCAUCGCUGGGCCAUGCGGCGUGGAUUCUCCGACACUACUCGUACAAGGCUGUCUUCAUCUGGGGACUGUGCUUGUAUGCUGUUGGUGCCUUGAUUGCUAUUCCUUGUAUCAAGGCAAAGUCAUUUGGCGGCUUUUGCGCAUCAAUCUUCAUUAUUGGAAACGGCCUUGGCUCCCUAGAGACGGCUGCCAAUCCUUUCAUCACGGUCUGCGGCCCACCUCGAUACUCCGAAAUCCGCAUCAACAUCUCCCAGGCCUUCAAUGGAAUCGGUACCGUCAUCGCCCCUGUGCUUGGAUCAUAUGUCUUCUUCAACAAUCUGGACGAUGAGAAGGCGUUGGCCAAUGUACAAUGGGUCUACAUAUCCAUCGCCGCAUUCGUGCUCAUCCUAGCUGUCUGCUUCCUUCUGUCCAAGAUUCCUGAGAUUACUGAUGCGGACAUGGCGUUCCAGGCUCAGGAGACAAACUCGGAGGCAGACUCGAAGCCCUUCAUCAAACAGUACAAGCUAUUUCACGCGUCGUUUGCCCAGUUCUGCUAUACUGGCGCUCAAGUCGCCAUCGCCAGCUUCUUCAUCAACUACGCCGUCGAAACCCGUCCCGGCACGACAGAUUCAGAUGGUGCCAAGUUCUUUGCUGGUGCCCAGGCAGGCUUCGCAGUUGGUCGAUUCUUUGGCAGCUUCCUCAUGAAGUACUACAAACCAAGGAUGAUCUUCUUUGUGUUUCUGACCAUGUGUAUCGUCUUCAUUGGUCCUCCCAUCGUUCAUCACCAGGACGCAGGUGUCGCCUUCUUAUAUGUCGUCCUAUUUUUCGAGUCCAUCUGCUUCCCCACCAUCGUUGCUCUUGGCAUGAGGGGUCUUGGACGACAUACCAAACGAGGAAGUGGCUUCAUCGUUGCUGGUGUUGUCGGCGGUGCCUGUGUUCCCCCAUUGACGGGAGCAGUUGCAGAUAAGCAUGGAAUUGGCAUCUGCUUGGUUGUCCCCAUGAUGUUCUUCGUGGCUGCUUGGUCCUAUCCCAUCUGCGUCAACUUUGUCCCCAAUUACAAGAAGGUUGUCGACUCAUUUUACGAAGCUGACAUCGGUCUUAACGGUCGAACACUGGAUGAGGAGAAGAUUCAGGGUGGUGUGGAGGAGAAGGAGACUGCCACAACCAUUGCCUGA
Molecule: messenger RNA, 1398 nt
Organism: Fusarium keratoplasticum
Lineage: Eukaryota; Fungi; Ascomycota; Sordariomycetes; Hypocreales; Nectriaceae
Exons: 4
Coding region: 1-1398 (465 amino acids)
Biological process (GO): transmembrane transport
Molecular function (GO): transmembrane transporter activity
Source: RefSeq, a predicted model, not a curated record